AUGGGAACCGAAAUGCUAAAUAGGAGGCUCGCCGAAGCUCUGAGGGAAAAGCAGACUAGUCGGCGGUUGACCGAACUGGAACAGGAGAUACUCCGCUUAUGUACCGAAUCCGGCGCCGUGGCAGCCAGCUUGCUAGAGGCAGUCGACAAGGUCUCUGUCCGCGACCAGCCUGGAUCAUUCGAUGCCGCGCGUGGUGUGAUCACGGCAUUAUGGAAACGGAAGAGCAUCAUGGCCCUUGGAUCCCGUCUGGCUAGCUUGAAGGGAAGGCUCACAGACGCCAUUCUCAUCAAUAUGCAGCUUGAUAUGGCCAGUAUUUCCCAGAAACAGAGCCAAUUCUGGACAUUAUCCGGCGACGAUACUAAGACGAUUCAAGAAUGGGCCAGAGCCCAGCAAAAGCACAUGGAGCAGCUCCAGGAGAAUCUUGUGAAGGCGGUUACGGCAAGCCACUUGCAGCUACUCCAGAGUUUGGAAGAAAGCUCAUGGGAAGGGCUGCCAAGUUGGGACAAAUCACCCGUCGCCCACACGUUGACUGAAUCAUUGUUAAAUUUAUUAGACUAUGGAGAGAUCCGUGACCGCGAGAGUAAGAUUUCGCGGACCUUUGAGGUUACAUUACAAUGGAUCUUCUCCAAGAAGAGCGGACGGAGCAACUUCCGGGACUGGCUUGUUGGUGGGAACGGCGUCUACUGGAUCACCGGGAAGCCAGGAUCGGGGAAAUCGACGCUGAUGAAGAUGCUGUGCCAAGAUCCACAGACAACAGAGCUGCUUGCGUCAUGGAGUGGGUCUACACCGGUUGUUACAGCCGCUCACUACUUCUGGAACUCUGGCACAGAGCUACAAACGUCACAGGAAGGACUGUUGAGGUGUCUGCUACACCAAGCACUUUCAGCAAGGCUUGCCGUCCGUCCAAGCUCCUCCCUUUCCAGCAAGUGGAGUGCCUUCAGUCUUUCCGUCAUCAGUAGACAGUCUAACCGACUUGGCAGCAAUUCAUCAAUUGCGUCAAACGCCCUCAACUGGGAUCAGCUGAUCCAGGCCUUUCGUUUCCUCGUCGAAGAAGACAAGGAGUCUAUGGUCAACUAUGUUUUCUUCAUCGAUGGCCUGGACGAAUACGUCGGGGAACCGAGGAAGCUCAUAUCUAUAGUGCAGCAACUGGCAUCGUAUCCUGAUGUCAAGAUAUGUGUGUCAAGCAGACCUCUGAUUGUUUUUGACGACGCCUUCAAGAAGUCACCAAAGCUCAUGCUUCAAGACUUUACGAAGGGAGAUAUCGCACUCUAUGCUAACGAAAACCUAUCCCGAAGCGUGGCGUUCCGAGAGCUCACGCGAUAUGAUCCGGCUUACGCGUCGCGUCUAAUCGAGGACAUCACCUCCAAGGCAUCAGGCGUCUUCCUUUGGGUUGUUCUCGUUGUGAGAUCACUCUUAGAGGGCAUAGCAGAGGGAGACAAUCUAACAGAGCUCGCAAGGAGGUUUGAAGAGCUCCCUGAAGAGCUGGACGAGCUUUUCAAGAAAAUGCUCCACGGAAUGACUGGUGAUCACUUCCGAGAUGCCGCACACUUGUUUCGACUGUUCUCAAAAGCCACCACAAGACGAUCUGUCUUGCUGCUAUCCUUGGCAGACGACCAUGACCACGAAUGGGCAUUAAAGCAACCUGUCCGAGUCCUGACCGCAGAGGAGCUUUUGUUCAGAGCCAACGCAAUGAGACGUCGGCUGUCCAGUCGAUGCAAGGGCCUUCUUGAAAUAGGGCCGCUCGGGCUUCCCCCCGACUACGUCUGGCAAGGCUCAAGAAAAUGCUCCGCCGGGACCACUUUGCCUAGUGUCGCGGCGUGCCCCAGCCUGGGAGAUGCACGUAGGCCCCCUACGGAGGAUACAGAUGCCAACGAUGGAUAUCUCUUAGCCGCGGCCGAGAUUGACUACCUACACAGGACGGUGAAGGACUUCCUCACAUCGCCUCUGAUGGGGCUGCAGAUCGUCCAAGGCUCUGACAAGUCCUUCACCCCUCACGCGGGACUAUUCCGGGCGCAUCUAGUUCACCUCAAAGCUGUGCCCAUCGAUGAACUGCGGCCGACAUUGUUUGUAGACGUCGUGUCAAGAUGUCUGGAUGAAGUCUGCAAACUCUCUCAAUACGACAAAGAACUCCAUAUCCGUUACCUCGAUGCGCUAGACGAUGCCGUACAACAGCUUGCUACGAAACGAAACGCAAAUAGCAUGACAUACAUCGAGACCAUAUGGGGCAAGGGAUCCGGUGACUAUCACUGGGUAAGCACGGACACGAGGCUAAAGUGA
Phaeoacremonium minimum UCRPA7 is the source of this 2277-nucleotide messenger RNA. RefSeq lists its product as hypothetical. The record is from RefSeq and is a predicted model, not a curated record. Lineage: Eukaryota; Fungi; Ascomycota; Sordariomycetes; Togniniales; Togniniaceae. The coding region runs from base 1 to 2277 and encodes 758 amino acids. The transcript has 2 exons.